Molecule: messenger RNA, 2162 nt
Organism: Somion occarium
Lineage: Eukaryota; Fungi; Basidiomycota; Agaricomycetes; Polyporales; Cerrenaceae
Source: the annotation of a GenBank genome assembly
UCCCUCUUAUGGAAUGCUUGCCGCUAAUUGCCGUAUGGCCCAACAGGCGACCUUCUGUUUCGCAGCUCAAUGACUCGCAAAAUUUCCUAUACAUGAAGCGGUUGGUGGGUUGAUGAACUAUGGACAUUCAAACGUUACCUUCGACUCGUGGACUGCGCUGGAAAAUACAGCGGAAACGCUUCAAUGAUGCCAGCGUCUAGAGCCGCCACUUGUUCGCCAGCGCCGAACGACUACAGUUGUAAGAUCUGCGUUGACGUUAACUAGAAGGUUUGCAUCCGGCAAGUUUUGUUCACAUCGUCGAUUCUCACGGUCCAUAUCAGCAAUAUUUACAAGGCCACUCAUUUAUGGACUCCUUGCAGCUACCAUCGCCAUCCUCGAAGCACUGGCAGUAUGGAUCAGCUUCUUCACGUCCAUCGUCCUCCCCGUGAGAUACCCGAACCUGACAUAUCCGUUCUACCUUCAUUUGUUCUCAUUGCCCCACCACCCUAUACAAGUCCGCGUACCAAGGAAACAGCGCCAUCCCUUUGCGAAUCGUGGCGUACUGCACUCGCCGACUUGCCUCCCGCUGUUGCGGCACAAUUCACAAUCAAGGAGGCUAGAUUCAAUGCAGCAACCCUGGCAAAGGAGUUUGGGACGUUCGAUUGUCUCGUAUCUCCUGCAAAUGCAUUUGGAAUUAUGGACGGCGGGUAUGACUUGGCGCUCUCGCGCGCGUUCAUUGUGGACGAUGACAUCUGGGCACUAACGAACGCCGUACAAGAUGUGCUCCAUAAGCGAUAUAGAGGGUAUCUCCCUCCCGGAUCGUGUACGAUGGUCCCGCUCUCCCCUGCCCUCACCACAUCAAACCCGCUGGGUUGCACCACUCUCGCGGUCGUGCCGACUAUGCGCACUCCCGAGAGCGUCUCCUGGCACCGCGAUCUCGUCUAUGAGAGCAUGUGGAACCUGCUCGCUGCGCUUUGGCGCUGGAACGAAGGCGAACGGCCUGAUGCCGCGCCACAGGUGCAGAAGGUGCUAUUGACUGGGCUUGGGACUGGUCAUGGCCGGAUAGGAUUCGAUAAAUGUGCGAAACAGAUGUUCCUUGCAGCUUUGAACUUUGCUCGUGGUUGGGGCGAGCAUCCUAGGUGGGAAGAUGUGUUGACGAGGGCUAAAGAGAUGGAUAGCACAAGAGAUCUUUAGGGCCAAAUCAUGUUGUAUCACAAAUCACAGAGAGUCAUCUAAGGAGUCAUCAAUCAUCUUUGAAUUGCUCAAUGAUACUGCUCCUAAAACUGGAAAGGCCCGGCGGUGCGCGAUAUGUAGUUAGCCGAGAAGGCGGCCAAUGAUAUUCAGAACAACCCGAACAUGUAUAUUACAAGUAAAUCACCAUCAGAACAGGAGGCCAGGAAGGAGUAAGGAGUAAAGAGUCUCGUAUGUCUGCAAAAAAUGUCAGUGAUCCGCCCCCCUGAACGCCUUCUUGCGUUGCCCGUCGAUGACCAUGCUGGCCCACUCAAUCGCAUCUCGAUGUAAGAACAAUUCUUCAUUGUGAGGGGCGGACAUCACUUGGGUGACGACCUGGGGCUUGACCGAUAGCUUCAAUAGAGCCUCUCGCAUCCCCUUUGCUGUAGAAAAUGCCAUAUGUCAUCAGUAAACCAGACCAUGGACACCAUGAGAUGAGGAAUGUGGCGCACUGUCGUGGAAGUAGAACAACUCUCCCAAAGCCUCGCGGUUGUUCGCAUACCAGUAGUCCUGAACAAAGGGCACCGGGUUCUGAGCCAUUUCGUCUUUCUCAGACGCAUACUUGGUGGCGACUACAGUAGCGAACUCCUCGGUCAGACCGCACACAGUCAAUACUGAGAACAUCCAGACUUUGAGUGCCGACGAAUGACACCAGAGGGAGACUCACGAUGGACGAUGUUAGACUGCAUGUUGCUUGUGAAGUAGGAACCUCAGUCUCAGAUGUUGUGGUGUAAGGGGUAUGUAGGUUGAAGAUACGCGUGAGGAAUCGGGAUGAAAAAAAGAGUACUAGUCUCGAUGAGACUUGACUUAAGCAUCUCAUGCAAUGUGACAGCGUAACCAAUGACCACGAACAAGGACAAAUAGGGAUAAAUGCGAGAACAAAAGGAUCGCCGAUCAUCGAUCAAGUGCCAGUGACACUCACUGGCAAGUUCUGAGCUUCUGAGCAUUUCAGU